AUGGCAUCCUAUGGACCAGUGAGACGCAGAGUGAUGCAGAAGAGUCGAGCUGCAGCCUUGUACGGAGCUUUGCAGAGCCUGGGUCGGAUUUCAGUCACUGUCUUGUGGCCCAGCGGGCGAAGUGAAAUCGUGUCCCUCGCAAAGGAUUCCAGCCUGAGCGAUUUGAAAGUCGCUGUGCAGCAGGCCUUGGGGCGAGGCUUUGUGAGGCUGGUGGCUUCAGAUGGAACAUAUUUAGAUCCAACAUCCAACCAUCCUCUUCAUUUGGCUGGUGUUCAUGACGGAGACUCUGUCACUGCCAUCGCCCAGUCGCCUGGCAUCGUUGCCACAGAUUCGGCUUUUGCUCUUUGGUGUUGCAAUGGUGGGGUGGUGACGUGGGGUUCUCUGGACUCUGGUGCUGACAGCAGCAAGGUCCAAGAUCAGCUGCAGAAGGUCCAGCAGAUCAGGUCAACGGAUGGAGCCUUUGCCGCCAUCCGCUCUGAUGGAACGGUUGUAUCUUGGGGCUGCCCUGCUUCUGGUGGUGAUAGCAGGGAAGUCCAGGAUCAGCUCUUCAAGGUUCAGGAGAUUUCGGGGACGUUCGGUGCCUUUGCCGCACUUCGGCUAGAUGGACGAGUUGUGACAUGGGGAUAUGCAGAUGAAGGUGGCAACAGCGAGAAUGUCCAAGAUCAACUUGUGGGUGUCCAGCAAGUUGUGUCAAACGCCGUGGCUUUUGCUGCCAUUUUGUCGAAUCGAAGCGUCGUGACUUGGGGCGACGCGCUUUGUGGGGGUGAUAGCAGCCAAGUCCAACAUCGACUUAAACACGUGCAACAGAUUUGCUCCACCAACUCAGCCUUUGCAGCCUUGCUGGCCAACGGCACGGUCGUAGCCUGGGGCGCUUCAGGUUGGGGCGGCAACAGCGACAAAGUCCAACCUCAGCUUCAAAGUGUGAAGAAGCUCUUUAGCAAUGAACAUGCAUUUGCUGCCCUGCUGGACAGCGGAUGUGUUGUCACCUGGGGUCACAACGAUUCUUGUAUCAAAAGCACGUUGAAACAAAACCAACUCAAGGAUGUGCAGCAGAUUUGUGGAUCCAGACGGGCUUUUGCGGCAAUCCGACAGGAUAGAACAGUUGUGACAUGGGGGGAUGCACAAUAUGGAGGUGAUAGCAGGGCUGUCCAGAAGCGCCUGAAGGAUGUGCAAGAGAUUUGCUCAAAUUCUUUCGCGUUUGCAGCCAUCCUAUCCGAUCAGACGCUGGUGACUUGGGGCUCAGCCUUUCUCGGAGGCAACAGCAGGAAAGUCCAAGAUCGCCUGAAGAACGUCCGGCAGGUUUGCGGAUCCCGCUUGGGUGCCUUUGCCGCUGUCCUCAUGGAUGGGACCAUUGUCACUUGGGGUUCUGCCUUGUGCGGUGGUGCUCUGCAGCAUCGGACGAGCAUCAUAGGACGCUCUGGGCAUUUAAGGGCUUUGUAG
Messenger RNA from Durusdinium trenchii, 1440 nucleotides. Lineage: Eukaryota; Dinophyceae; Suessiales; Symbiodiniaceae. The record is from the annotation of a GenBank genome assembly.